Messenger RNA from Tuber melanosporum (Perigord truffle), 1360 nucleotides. RefSeq lists its product as uncharacterized. Gene Ontology annotation, cellular component: oligosaccharyltransferase complex. The transcript is spliced from 4 exons. The coding region runs from base 132 to 1127 and encodes 331 amino acids. Lineage: Eukaryota; Fungi; Ascomycota; Pezizomycetes; Pezizales; Tuberaceae. The record is from RefSeq and is a predicted model, not a curated record.
GUGAAGCUCCUGUAGGCAACAUCACUAUUCGUCCCAAUACCUCAGUAACAUUGAAACCUCAACACAAUUCACGCCCCUUACACAAUAAGGGUGUGCUGGUUUUCUCCUUUCCACAGACGUCGCCGUCAAAAAUGCGUUUCCUUGCGCCGAUUGUGGGACUAUUGUCCCUGGCUUCCACGCUCGUCCCGACCGUGCUUGCCGACGCCAAACCCUUAAAGUUCACUGCGCUCACGGCCGGUUCGAAGUUGAAGGGUAUCGUGAAGCUUAAUGACACUCUCUACACAGAACUAACCGCCGCUCCCCGGAAUUAUUCUGCGGUAGUGUUGCUCACGGCAUUGGACCAGAGGUUUAACUGUCUACUAUGUCAGGAGUUUCAACCGGAAUAUGAAUUAUUGGCGAAGAGUUGGAUCGCGAGGCACAGGUCAAGUGAUGGGUUGUUUUUCGGAGAGCUGGACUUUGCGAAUGCUAAGGCCACUUUCCAGAAGCUGCAAUUGACGACCGCUCCCAUCUUGUAUUUGUUCCCCCCGACCAUUGGAGAUAAUUUGGACGCCGCACAUAUCGAGACGCCAUAUCAGUUUGACUUCACUCAACAUGGCGUCCCCGCCGAAGCAGUCGCCCACUUCAUCAGCCAGCACAGCCCACAUACCCCCCCGGUUACUCGUCCGUUCGACUAUGUAAAGUUCGGCAGCGUGGCCGGCCUUCUAUUGGUCGCUAUUACGAUCGCCAGCAUCGCCUUCUCCAUCAUAAAGCCCAUCAUUUAUAGCCGCAACCUCUGGGCCGCCAUCUCCCUUAUCGCUGUCCUCUUGUUCACUAGUGGACACAUGUUCAACCACAUCCGUCACGUCCCAUACGUUGUUAACGACGGGCGUGGCGGUGUCUCCUAUAUUGCUUCCGGGUUUAGCAACCAAUUCGGGUUGGAAACUCAGAUUGUAGCCAUUGUUUAUGCUAUCUUGGCAUUCGCUACCAUUUCGUUAGCAAUGAAGACCCCCCGUAUCGAGGACCCCACCCGACAGAAGGCUGCGAUCCUAAUUUGGAAUGCUGUCCUCUUGGUCGGGUUCAGCUUCCUCAUGAGCCUCUUCAAGCAGAAGAACGGGAGUUACCCUUUCUUUUUGCCACCGUUAUUUUAGAAAAUCGAAGUGUAUUUCUUGAAAGAUAGAUUGGUUGGAUCGCAAAACCUGAGGAGGAAGUGAGAGUGAAGGAAGUGUAUUUCUAUCAUGUCGGGUGUCUGGAAGCUGGAGGAACUAAAACAGGAAAGACUGAGGGGAAGGGUUGCCUCUCGCUUUAGUUAUGGGUUUAAACAGAAUGGGAUGGGACGGGAUGGGCGUGAAGCGUAAUAUCAUCUUGAGGUUUAUCAAAACAA